AUGGUGCGAUCGGUCGGAUCGUCGAUUGGCAAGCUGGUAGCGAACGAUCGCGUGGUGACGCGCACCAUUGCCGAGAAAACAUCCGGACGUAGAAGGCAUCAAAAGUUUGUCAUCGACACGUGGCCAGACGGUGCCAAAGAGAGAUUUACGGCAUCUCCCUGUAAACAGCAGCGGGCGCAGAUUCGGAUUAUUCGUACGCCGCUUUCGAAACCGACGGGCUCCGCCGAUCACGUGAGGAACUUCUGGCAUCAGGACGGGGACAAAACGAUCAACAAUAAGCACACCGUAAAAACCAUUGUCUUUGGUGACGUUCGUGACAUCAGCGGAGAAUUGGGCGGCCACCGAUCACGGCACCGCAGGAGCUGCAUAAGAACCUCGUGGCGACUGAGGUUGGAUUUAGUUGCAUUACGGCAAACACAACCAACGAGAAACCCCAAUUGGGGUUUUUUCGUUGCAGUCUCAAAUCACUUGGCACACCGAAGGAAACUGAGCCACAACCAACGCCCAGGGGUUCUCAACACGCUCGCGGUGGAUCAGCCCAAGCAACACUGGAGUUUUGCGUUUGGGGCAAUCGAAAAAGACCGAUCUGCGGCCACGCAGUCGCGGAACCCCCGGCGGGGAUUGAUUCUCGGUGGACGACCCAGGUGGCACAGGAGCCGCGUGCGCCAGAGGGCGCAUAGCGCCGACACCCAGCAAGAAUGCGUCGUUUUGCGGAGUUGGAUGCGGCAAGAGCAUGAUGGCCGGUGUCGUGAGUACCGUAUAUUAGUUUAAAUCACUAUGUGUACAAUAAUAGAGUAGGAC
This is a messenger RNA of Aedes albopictus (Asian tiger mosquito), 801 nucleotides long. RefSeq lists its product as uncharacterized. The record is from RefSeq and is a predicted model, not a curated record. NCBI's taxonomy places the organism in Eukaryota, Metazoa, Arthropoda, Insecta, Diptera, Culicidae. The transcript is spliced from 6 exons. Bases 1 to 771 code for a protein of 256 amino acids.